Molecule: messenger RNA, 3948 nt
Organism: Myxocyprinus asiaticus (Chinese sucker)
Lineage: Eukaryota; Metazoa; Chordata; Actinopteri; Cypriniformes; Catostomidae
Gene: prickle1a
Product: prickle homolog 1a
Exons: 8
Coding region: 223-2703 (826 amino acids)
Molecular function (GO): zinc ion binding
Source: RefSeq, a predicted model, not a curated record
GAGAGAAACACCACGGAUCUCCCACACCUUAUGAGUGUUUGUUGCUCAGUUUAACCUCAGAUAUGCUCUUUAAACCUCUGGAUCUGGAGUGACCGCUGCGUUUUACGCGCUCGUGGAGAUUUUUACCGACGCCAAUGCGCACGAACGCCAAACAAACAAGGAUCUGAUCUGGAAACGGGAUAUUUGGCUCAGUUCAGGAGAAACAUUCAGGAAGUCUAACUGAUGAACUUGGAAAAAUCUGGUGGUUUUCACAGUGCCGUGAGGCAGCUGGACAUGGAGUCAAAGGUCAACAAGCUCACGUUUGGUUUUCAGCGGAGCUCCACGUCAGACGAUGACUCCGGCUGCGCUUUGGAGGAAUACACCUGGGUGCCACCAGGACUGCGACCAGAUCAGGUCCAGCUCUACUUCUCCUGCCUACCUGAGGACAGAGUCCCGUAUGUGAACAGCCCCGGGGAGAAAUACCGCAUCAAACAACUCCUGUACCAGCUGCCACCUCAUGACAACGAGGUGCGAUACUGCCAGUCUCUCAGUGAAGAAGAGAAGAAGGAGCUUCACAUGUUCAGCGUUCAGAGAAAGAAGGAAGCUCUCGGACGAGGAACCCUGAAACUGCUGCCACGGUCUCUGCUUCAUGCCACGUGUGAACAUUGCUCAGAGAGCAUUAGUGGAGGGGAGAUGGUGGUGUUUGCUUUGAGAGCGAGACCUGGACAGUGUUGGCAUCCAGCGUGCUUCAGCUGCUCCACCUGCAAUGAGCUGCUGGUGGAUCUCAUUUACUUCUACCAGGACGGGAAGAUCCAUUGUGGUCGACAUCAUGCUGAACUGUUAAAGCCGCGCUGUUCUGCCUGCGAUGAGAUUAUUUUUGCGGACGAAUGCACGGAGGCAGAGGGUCGGCACUGGCAUAUGAAGCACUUUGCCUGCUUUGAAUGCAAGACUGUCCUGGGUGGUCAACGGUACAUCAUGAAGGACAGUCAGCCAUACUGUUGUGGUUGCUUUGAGUCUCUAUAUGCUGAAUACUGUGAGGCCUGCGGUGAACACAUUGGAGUGGACCAUGCCCAAAUGAUGUAUGACGGUCUUCAUUGGCACGCCACCGACGCUUGCUUCAGCUGUGCUCAGUGCAAGACUUCCUUGCUUGGUUGUCCGUUUUUACCGAAGCGAGGCAGAAUCUACUGUUCCAGGGACUGCAGUAUGGGUGAUGACAUUCACGCCUCUGAUUCUUCCGAUUCAGCCUUCCAGUCCGGAAGAUCUCGAGAGUCACGCCGCAGUGUGAGGAUGGAAAAAAGUAGUCGCUCUGCAGAUCAAUGUCGACAGUCUCUUCUCUUCUCUCCGGCAGCCAAUUAUAAGUUCCCUGGACUCUCAGGCAAUGCUGAUGACACCUUGUCCAACAAGCUGUCCCAGUUAAGCUUUGCAGACAACCAGUUUUGGAGGAACCGAGAGGAGCAGGAAGCAGCUGAAGACCAUGAGGAUUGGGCUGAGCAUGAUGACUACAUGACCCAACUCCUCCUCAAGUUUGGAGAACAUGGAAUGUUCCAGCAGCCAGAGGACGGCAGGCCAACUGACCUCUGGAUGACUGACUCUGAGGUCAAAAACAAGACAGAGCCAAGUGUGUCUGGUAGUGUUGGUAAUGGGAGUCUGGCCAGUAAAAUGUACAAGGCAGACAUGUACUGGGCACAGUCCCAGGAUGGACUGGGCGAUUCAGCCUACGGUAGUCACCCUGGACCUGCGAGCAGAAAACUCCAGGAGCUGGAUCAAGAGCAUGGAGCCAGCUUUAAAAAUGAAGAUAAACAGUGGUAUAAUGACUCACUGGAGUGCAUCACAGAUAAACUCAAACAAGCCGAGCACAAUGUCAGAGACUCGAUGGAUUCCUUAGCACUCUCCAAUAUCACAGGUGCUUCCGUCGAUGGGGAUAUUAAAGACAAACCAUUCCUCUACUCUUUCCAAAAGUUUUCUGGGCUUCAAAAUGAGAACUGUGAGAUCACAAGCAACAUGGGAACGCUAAACUCCUCAAUGCUGCACAGAAGCACCAACUCCCUCAAGAGCCUCACUUCUGAGCUGGAGCAUGUGGAUGUCGUUGAAGAGGAGGAACUGGAGCAGGUGGUUCCAAUCCCAGAGGAGAGGCCCAAACCACCUCACGUACCUGUUUUAAGAAGGACCAAGUCCCAGUCCAAACCACAACAGGUGAAGUUCUCAGAUGAUGUGGUAGAUAAUGGACGAUACGAUGACCUGGAGGUACGACCGGCUCCCAUGAGUGAACGCACACGUAGGCGAGCGUAUCGGUUUGACGAACAAGACCAGCACCGUCAUUCGCAUCACCACAGGAGGAGUCGAAAAUCUCGUUCGGACAACGCACUUAACAUGGUGCCCAAAGAAAAGGCUUCAAGGAGCUUCAAGGUGGACCAUCAGCAGCGUGGCCCAGGUUCAAACGCUCGCUUUGGACAGAGUUCCUGUGUGAACGCUGAUUCCGACUACGGAUUGCACAGCCAGGCUGCAGAGCAGUUUCUUCAUCUGUAUGGGGAUGAAGAUGAUUGGUGCUCUACCUGUUCCUCCUCAUCGUCUGAAUCAGAGGAGGAAGGCUUUUUCUUGGGCCAGCCAAUUCCACAACCAAGACAACCUCGGUACCAGUAUUACGCUGAUGAACUUCCCUUUGGCACACGGACAAAGUCCAAACAGAAGCGAGGACGAAAGAGCAAAAACUGCAUAAUUUCGUAGAAUAGAAUACAAAACUGUUGACUCUGUCUUUAAACAGAUUUAAACCUACGUUGAGCAUUGCAACAACAAAGUGACCUGUAAUUCAUUUAGAAAGUUAUUUUUCGGAGACAUUAGCGGCAGCGGGUGUUGACGAUAUAACCGAAGGCCAAAGCAUUCUUCAGUUUUCCACAUGCCGUUACAACUCACGCACAGUAUUCAGGAAAGUAUUUACGUACCGUACGUGUGCAGCCCAGUUUUUCUAGAUACACGGACAGUCCACGUCUGUGUACAUCGUUGACUAAAGAGUAUCAAAAAGCUUCGCUGUGCGCUUGGACUGAACACAGCCGUAUGAGCGUACGGGACAAAAAAAUGUAUACUUUGAAAGGCUUAGUGCUCAACUGUGUGUAAGAUGUUACGGCACGCUGAAAAACAAAGUAUACUCUAGGCCUCAAUUUGAGCAGCUUUAUGAAAACUUUAUGCAAUUGAGCGGUGACGCAAUGCAGCGAUUACCAAUGUGGAUAUAGUAAAUAAUGCCCGCCUGAUACAGUUGGAUACUGCAGACAAGUAGAAACGCCUUCUAGCAGCAAGCAAACAGAAAGACUUGGUGACCUCCAACGAUUUAAUCGCUGUUAGUGUGAACGCACCUUGAGAGUACAACUUGGUCUAUGUGGCUCAGGAGUCGCUCUGUCCAGGGCGUUUUAUUGCAGUUAUCUUUAAGUUCAAGACCGUUACCUGUCUUACCAUGCAUUGACUUUUUAUACCAAUGCAGUAUCCAAUGCAGCAAUGCAUACUAGGUGCUUAAGUGAUUGUAGUCUUUGAAAGAACCAAAAGAAUAUACUAUUUAUAAAGCCGCUUUUAGAGACUAACAAAGAGAAUAAUUUAACAUUGCAAAUAUGAAUGUAAAUAUUGUAAAAUGUUGAGUUAAAGCUAAUAUUUUUAUAUCCCUGACUUUAAAAAGGUUUUUUUUAAGAAUGUUUUUGAAAAAAAAAAAAGUACUACAGAACAAAUGCUUGCAGAGAUUCCACUUUUGUUAAUCAGGGUUUUAAAAAUAAAUGUAUAACAUGCCACGGUCAACAGCAUUGCAGGAAAUCUUAAUACAUGUGUUUCUUUUGUACCAAAAAACUAACUGCAACACCUCAUACACGUUACGCAUUAUCCAGAGCCUGUUUGGUGUAUUAUUAUUGUUGGACCAUGCAAACAGAAAACUGUAAUCUGUAUGAAUGCAAACUGGAACUUAAGGCUAAUAAUAAAAGUAUAUGAAUUAUA